This is a messenger RNA of Protopolystoma xenopodis, 285 nucleotides long. Lineage: Eukaryota; Metazoa; Platyhelminthes; Monogenea; Polystomatidea; Polystomatidae. The record is from the annotation of a GenBank genome assembly.
AUGCGGCGUGCCGACGCUACAUUGCAUCCUGUACGUUCAGACCGCAAGCUUCUUGUCCUCCUCGAUCAGGCAUGUCUCGAGUCAGUGAAGGCUUCUGGUGGGAAAGAGUAUCAACUGCUCACUCCGGACAGACACAAAGAAAGGAUAAUAAAAUCUGGCAGAGAUCCCGCGACAAUCAGACCAGAUAUUCUUCAUCAAUCUCUCCUGAUGCUGCUUGAUAGUCCUCUUAAUCGCACGGGCAGACUGCAGGUAGAUCCGGUUAUGCUUUUUAUUACACCUGUGUAA